AUGCGUCCUUCCACUUUGCAGAAGUCAUGUACAGAUGAGUGGUUCCACCUGUCACAUUUCCCAUCAAAGGCGGAGCCCGCCUACAAUAUCGAUCGAUCGAAAACGGCCAUACCUGCUGUGAUAGCAAUCAUUUCGUUGGUGCACGAUUGCGAGAUGUUUCGACAAAUGAGGAACGUCACGGAAAGAUUUUCCAAGUUUUCAGCAAUGAGCUCUGCUGAGCAGAUGGCCGCUGAGUACGAGCAAGAUGGUGGACCGGAAUUCACUGGAUCAUCCGGAAAGCGAUCGAAGGCUGAGCAGGCGAGAACAAGCACUCGGGAAGUGAGUUCUUUUAUCGGCAUCAGGAACUACACCUCCUCACUAGCCUCCGUUGUUGCUGUCGUUUUGUUUGGGGGAAAGAAAAAACUACUGGCUGUAUUCAUCGGCUGGGUCCCGCAAGUCACUGUACACGCGUUCAUAAACCUCAAACGAUUUGGAAGUGGACGUGGUGGCGAUUCCAUGUGGAUUCAUUAA
Necator americanus (New World hookworm) is the source of this 510-nucleotide messenger RNA. RefSeq lists its product as uncharacterized. The record is from RefSeq and is a predicted model, not a curated record. Lineage: Eukaryota; Metazoa; Nematoda; Chromadorea; Rhabditida; Ancylostomatidae. Bases 1 to 510 code for a protein of 169 amino acids. The transcript has 7 exons.